This is a messenger RNA of Penicillium paradoxum, 1416 nucleotides long. RefSeq names its product FAD-binding oxidoreductase. The record is from RefSeq and is a predicted model, not a curated record. The coding region runs from base 1 to 1416 and encodes 471 amino acids. Gene Ontology annotation, molecular function: oxidoreductase activity; FAD binding. The transcript is spliced from 2 exons. NCBI's taxonomy places the organism in Eukaryota, Fungi, Ascomycota, Eurotiomycetes, Eurotiales, Aspergillaceae.
AUGCCUAACUGGAACGAAUUACGCGAGGCUAUAACCAAAGGCGAGGUGUUAGCUCCAUGCGAUGAUGGGUACGCCGCGAGCAUCAAGAGAUGGAGCGUGGCAGCGGAAAUGCAAUCGGCUGUGGUAGUCAGGCCGAAAUCUGCCGAAGAGGUCUCUACAGCUGUCAAAUUUGCUGUCGCAAACCAGCUCCCCUUGGCAGUUUGUGGUGGUGGCCACUCCACCAGUGGGACAUCAUCAUCGAAAGGCAUAGUCAUUCAUCUUGGGAACAUGCGCAAGGUCGAAGUUGAUCAGCCCAAUAUGACCGUGUCCUUUGGUGGUGGGUGUCUGUGGGGUGAUGUAGACAGUGCUCUAGAGGCUCACGACCUGGCUACGGUCGGCGGUGCAGUGAACCACACAGGUGUCGGUGGCCUCAUUUUGGGAGGAGGCCAUGGUUGGCUGACAGCGAAACAUGGCCUCACAAUUGAUAACCUCAUAUCAGUUCAGGUGGUCACAGCAGAUGGUUCCAUCCUUGAGGCCUCUGGAUCACAAAAUCCAGACCUCUUCUGGGCCGUGCGUGGAGCUGGUGCUCAGUUUGGAGUGGUGACACGCUUCACAUCCCGUGUCUACAAGCAGGACAAAGUCUGGAGUGGAGUGCUCACAUUUACACCUAGCAAACUACCCCAGCUGGUAUCGUUUGCAACUGAGUUUCACAACCGGGAUCACCGGGAAGGCCACUGCUUGACCAUAGCUGUGGGGUACACACCAGAUGGAGCAAAUCGCAUCCUCUCUGCUAUCCCCCUUUACCACGGACUAGAAGAGGAGGGAAGAAAGUACUUUUCGGAGCUGCUUAGCAUUGGACCGAUUGCAGAAUCUACUAGAAUGAUGUCCAUUGCGCAAGUCAAUACCCUUCAGAACCCAAUGUGCGAAUAUGGUAUGCGCCGCCUCCAGGGCUCUGGCAAUGUGACGAUUCCCCUCGACAUAGUCGCGUUUCAACAGACAGCAGAUGACCUCUGGACCUUUCACGAGGCGAAUCCUGACGUUAGUAUAUCUGCAAUAGCAGUCGAACUUAUUUCGACACACAAGCUGCGCGAAGUGCCUCAAUGCGCUACUGCGUACGCUAAUCGCGGGGAGUACUAUGAUGCUGUUACGAUGUUUGGGUGGACCAAUCCAGCACUCGAUGCUACUGUCCGACAGUUCAAUUCGCAACUCUGUGCACAGCUACGUCGUACGAAUGGGUACGAGUAUGCCGAGCUUGGUGGGACAGACAACACAAAUGAAGAGCCGGUCGGGCGCUAUUUAAAUAUGGAAACAGAUUCAUUGAAACCAGACGAAGCGUAUGGUCCGAAUUGGAAGAGGCUGAGAAGUAUAAAGAAAGAAUUCGAUCCUGGGAAUGUUUUUCACAAGUGGCAUGGGGUGGGAGUUGAAGGGAAAGAAUAG